UUCGCCCGCCUCAUUAAUUUGUCCAAUGAUCCCAGUCCAGGAUACAAUAUAGAAUUAGAGGCUCGCAAAGGUACUCGCUUUAUCCCACUUCCCUACACCGUCAAGGGGAUGGAUGUAUCAUUUGCCGGCAUCCUCUCCUAUCUUGAAGAGCGUCUACCCAGUUUGAUAUAUCAUUGUCAGCUCGGAGUAACGACCACAAAAUGUCGAGAAUCACCCAGUGCUGUAGGCGACAAUCCCGAUAGUGCUGAUAGUCAAGGCGGAUACACCACUGCCGAUUUAUGCUUUAGCCUCCAGGAGACAGUCUUUGCAAUGUGCGUGGAAAUCACAGAAAGAGCAAUGGCACAUUGUAAUUCCGAUGUAUGCUCACAGUUAAAUAUCGCACUUGUUUCUAGCUCACUUGGAUUCUUUCUUCCCUUCAUUUGCGUGUGA
Messenger RNA from Protopolystoma xenopodis, 429 nucleotides. The record is from the annotation of a GenBank genome assembly. Lineage: Eukaryota; Metazoa; Platyhelminthes; Monogenea; Polystomatidea; Polystomatidae.